ACAUUGAUUUUGGUGUCUCAUUACUGAAAAAAUAGUCAAAAAUGCCUUCAGAAUUAUUUGCUGGAAUAUUGUAGGCCAUGCCAGUAAGUCCCCAAUGCGCAGGAGCUUACAAUAUCAACUUGAUUGCUUGCUGGCUGCUGCUACUUCUUUAUCCCGCGAAAACAUAUUCGGUAGGCUUGAACAACUGUUCCUUCAUAGACGGUAAAAUAAUGGAGUUCGUCUGUCAUGGAUCGUAUGAACGAUACUUGCGGCUGCUUUAUAAGGAUCGACAUCCCGCCUUACACACGCCCUACUCUAUCUGGCAGCGGGCUGAUCAUUUUGGACCCUCAAUGCUGCUCAUCGUUUUCUACGAGGGUCCGUUGACUAACUGUUACAAUAUUGUGCUAAAUGAGGGCAAGAUCUACUGUAAUGGUCGGAACUAUCCUUUGGAGAUUGAAAGUUCCAUCCUAAUGUUUUGUAUGCCCUUUCAAUUUUCCUACGCCGACGAACUGCACAAACAGUGCAAAAAAGGUAAAAAGAAGAAGCAUUAUUCAACAACCAUUUCUUCAGUCAUCAUCUACAUGGAGUCAAAUUUAGUAGUUACUUCAAGAUCUUCCAAGUCUUUGUAUUGUUCGAAUCUUCUCGUUUUAAUUGUUUUGCUUUUACGAUUUAAAAUUAAAAUAAAAUGA
Molecule: messenger RNA, 668 nt
Organism: Drosophila novamexicana
Lineage: Eukaryota; Metazoa; Arthropoda; Insecta; Diptera; Drosophilidae
Exons: 1
Coding region: 78-668 (196 amino acids)
Source: RefSeq, a predicted model, not a curated record